Molecule: messenger RNA, 2332 nt
Organism: Anolis sagrei ordinatus
Lineage: Eukaryota; Metazoa; Chordata; Lepidosauria; Squamata; Anolidae
Source: RefSeq, a predicted model, not a curated record
CUCAUUCCAAGAUGGCGGCUCGCUGGCUGCGCUUCAGCUGCGCUGGGCGCCGAGCUUUGCGGCGGAAAGGCCUGGUGUCCUUGGGAGCAGCAGCAGAAGGGAGCGCCAGGCACUGUUCAGAACUUGCAGCUGUUCAAGAAAAAUCUCCUGGCCUUCAAGUUGCUGAAGAAGAUAUUAUUCUCCCAAGAAAGAAAACCUGGGAUAAGUUAGCUGUUCUUCAGGCACUUGCUUCAACUGUAAAGAGGGAUACUACAGCUGCUCCCUAUAUAUUUCAAGAUGACCCAUAUCUUAUUCCUAGAACAAGUUCUGAGUUUCGUUUGUUUUCCUUGUCAAAAGAAUCUGGGAAAAAUGCAGCCAAAUAUGUCAUUAACACACAUCCUAAAUAUUUUAAGAAGGACAUUGCUGAACCUCACGUACCGAGUUUCAUGCCAGAGGAGUUGGCACCUCAGCUUGAAGACGUGAGUGAGGAUACACUUAAAAAUCGAAUCCACUUCAAAAAAGUAAAAGCUUCUGUAGACAUGUAUGAUCAACUUCUGCAAGCAGGAACCCCCAUAUCCUUGGAGACCUCAAACAGACUUCUCGAUCUUCUGUGUUUUUAUGGAGAUAGAGAAUCAAAUCAGGAGAAUAGUCACGGAGGUAACCGUGAAGUGGGAGACUUGGAAGAAACUCCUGAAGAAAAUAGACAGAGAGGCAACUUUCAGAAUGCUGCUGAUAGCUUUGGCAUUAAAUGGAGGGAGAACAACAACGCUGAGAGAAUAUUUAGCCUAAUGCCAGAAAAAAACGCACAUUCGUACUGUACAAUGAUCAGAGGGAUGGUGAAGCAUAUGGCAUAUGCAAAGGCUUUUGAUAUGUACACUGAUUUGCUGAAUAAUGGAUUUAAUGCUGAUGUGUAUACAUUCAAUGCACUAAUUUUAGCAGCUGCAGAAGUGAAAGAAAAAUACACAGAAAGAUGGGAGCUUGUUGAAGACUUGUUAAGACAGAUGGCUCAACAGAAGAUACAGCCAAACCUGUUAACUUUUAAUUGUGUGCUGAAGGCACUGAGGCGAUGUGGUUCUUUAGCCCGGAGUAUGGCCCUCCAGACCCUUAGUGAAAUGAAAGCACUAAAUAUAGAACCCAGCCUUGCAACAUUUGACCAUCUCCUUGCAAUAUUUUACAGAUCAGCCAUGUCUUCUCGAGGCCAAACAGAAAUUAUCUAUGAGGUGUUAGAUGAAAUUGAGGGAAAGAGUUUUUACCCUCAAGACCCAGAUGACAUUUACUUCUUCGCAAAUGCUAUGAGAAUAUGCCUGGACCUGAAGGAUAUUCAUCUUGCCUAUCAGCUACAUAGCGUUUUGGAGACACCAGGGAACAAUAAAAUGAUAGGAGACAUGAUGCAGAAAACCUCUUACUAUGGAAGGUUUUUCACCUUGUUGUGCAUGAUGGAACAGCUGGAUGUAGUACUGAAGUGGUAUAAGGAACUGGCUCCUUCAAUGUUUUACCCUAAUUCUAAAGGGAUGCAGGAUCUUCUUCAAGCAUUGGACACAGGCAAUCGUUUGGAAAUGAUUCCCCAGAUCUGGAAAGAUGUCAAACAGUUUGGACACAGCCGUAGACCUGGCAUCGUGGAAGAAGUUCUGGCUCUCAUGGCCAGAGACAAACAGACUCCAGAGACUCAAGUGGCGUUUGCUGACUGUGCUGCAGAAAUAAAAUCUCUUUAUGAGAUACAAGAAAGAAGGCAAACUGUCUUAGAGUGGACGGCGACUUCUCUGGGUGAUUGCACUGUGUUAUUUGCCAGAGCUGGGAGAAUGCCAGAAACCUGGAACAUGCUGGAGCUUUUCAAAAAGUACAACCGAAUCCCCAGUGAUUUGGUUAUGAAUGAAGUCUUGGACUGCAUUAAGCAAAGCAACCAACCGGGGCAGGCACUUGACCUAGUAAAGUUGGCGUCAGACUUCAGUUUACAAUCAACUUCUACACUUGCCAAGAGAGUUCAGGAAGAAUUUCAACUUUCUGAAGAGCAAACGAGGAAUCUUGCUGAUAUGACAGCAGAAAGCAGCGAUGAUAGUGGGAGCGACAGUGACUAGAUGACAAGCAACCUCAUCCUUUCCUAAAGAAAAGGUCCUGUCAAAACAGAGAUAUGUAACUGCUACAGCUACAGUUCUUAUGAGCACCUAAGCUCAAAUUCAAUGAGCAAUAACAUGAAUUGGUAUGAAACUCUGAUCUGAAAUGUUUUGAGACAUUUUCCCUCUUUCCCCUAACAUCUUAGUUUGGGAAAACAAGAACCGAUCAUAUGGACCAUAAAUAUAAUUAUGUUAUGUCUGACACAACAUGUGUUAAAAUACAUUAAACCAUGUGACCAUUA